This is a messenger RNA of Etheostoma cragini (Arkansas darter), 994 nucleotides long. It is a transcript of the gene tmem234, whose product is annotated as transmembrane protein 234. The transcript is spliced from 5 exons. The coding region runs from base 241 to 681 and encodes 146 amino acids. Lineage: Eukaryota; Metazoa; Chordata; Actinopteri; Perciformes; Percidae. The record is from RefSeq and is a predicted model, not a curated record.
CCUUAAAAGCCCCGAAGCCCCAUUCAAGAUAAGUAAUGCUGCAAAACGUUGCAGUGAAUGAAUGAGACCGUCGUCAUAAAACCGUUCGAUGCUUCAUUCUAUUCAUUUUUAGUCCUGGGGAUAAUGAAUACAUGGGUUUAAAACGUUUUAUCAAACUGGCGAUUUAAGUGACGUUAAUGCUCACUUAACAACUGAGUUGAAGAACUUGAACGCGACUCUAGAGUGACUGUUUACAUUACGAUGGUGACUGUAGUGGAGCUGCUGAGUCUCCUGCUAGUGUCUGUGCUGUGGGGCUGCACCAACCCUUUCCUAAAGAAAGGCACAGAGGGGAUAGAAAAUGUCCAACACAACAACAACAACCGAGUAUUACAGCUACUGGCUGAGGUCAAGUUUCUUUUCCUAAACAUCAAGUAUCUGGUCCCAUUUCUCCUGAACCAGAGCGGCUCUUUGGUCUACUAUUAUACCCUCUCCACCACAGACUUAUCGCUGGCUGUGCCUGUGGCCAACUCUCUCACCUUCCUUUGCACUCUGCUCACUGGCAAGUUACUGGGUGAAGAGUUUGGAGGCAGACAGGCUGUCGCAGGGAUGCUCCUCACCAUGGCUGGCAUCACUCUUUGUGUUAUAAGCUCCAUGGAUGGUGAAGACACUGGGAAGCACAAUACGACCCAGGCAGCACACUAAAGGAGAUGACAAUUAAAGACAAAUUCCCCUAUACCUUCAAGUCAUUCCUUAGUAGCCGAGGAAAGACGGCCAAAGCAAAGUUGGGGCAGGACUAGAGGGGGCAAUUUAGAUUCAUACAGCGACUCCUUAGAGCUACUGUUCUGGUGGGAGAAUCGUGCCUAAAUAAAGUCGGUGUGCUCUUUAAAAGACAUGUCCGGAGACUCUUACACCAUGUUGAAGGGGAAGUGGGUUCAUGUAGGGUUCACCUCAAACCUAGACUUUAUUUAUGGUGCUUGCAUAGAAAGUGGUGCUUUUAAUUUCAAGCACUCUGCUG